AAAGAAGGAAAAAACUAUACAAAAAGCUCCUCCAAGUCGGUUUGUUUCCAGGAAAGCAAAGAGAAGCCGAAGCAUUUGAUUCCUUGCAAAAUUAAGUAGCUUUCCUUUUAGAAAACAAAAUAUAACAAACUACCCAUCAAUAAUUCCCUCACAACUCCCCUUUUCCCAUAUUUAUUUUCAUUCUUUACACACUCCCUCUCUAGAUUUUACUCUCCAAAGACCACUGGAUGAGAUCAUACCAAAGAACCCUUAGUACUGAUACUUUGAUCAGCACCUUAAUUACCAUCUGAAAGAGCCAGUGAAGGAAAUUUUUCGAUCUUCUGCAGCUGCUGCAUGGAGAUGGUGACUGAUGUGGCAUAAAUGGAAGAAUUUCAUGUACAGUUUCUCCAAUUUUACCAUAUCUUUGCCGGGGAUUAAUAGCAAAAUUGUAAAUGGUAAACCCAAAAAUCUCCCACCGCCCAAUUAUAUGCUACAGGCCAAUACGGCCUUCUGAUUUGGAAAUUUUAGAGCAACUCCAUGCAGAUGUAUUUCCUAUAAGGUAUGAGUCAGAGUUUUUCCAAAAUGUUGUCAAUGCACGUGAUAUUGUGUCCUGGGCAGCUGUUGAUCGUAGUCGGCCUAAUGGUCACAAUGAUGAGCUUAUUGGAUUUGUCACUGCAAGAAUUGUGAUGGCAAAAGACAGUGAGAUAGGGGAUUUGCUCAGGUAUGACCCCUUAAAACCAGAUCAAACACUAGUCUACAUUCUGACACUUGGAGUGGUAGAUACUUACAGAAAUCUUGGUAUAGCAACUGCUCUUAUUCGUGAGGUUAUCAAAUAUGCUUCAAGUAUUCAUAUGUGCCGUGCUGUUUACUUGCAUGUGAUCUCAUACAAUAAUCCUGCCAUACAUUUAUACAGAAAAAUGGCAUUCAAAUGUAUACGAAGGUUGCAAGGCUUUUAUCUGAUCAACAGCCAGCAUUAUGACUCGUACUUGUUUGUUUACUAUGUAAAUGGCGGUCGUUCUCCUUGCUCUCCAUUGGAGCUGGUCACAGCCGUGGUGAGUUACAUGAGGAAUGGUCUUAGGUCAGUAACUGCAAGGCUAUGUAAGAGCGAAGAGAAGCCAAAAUGGCCAAAAUGCAGAGAAACCCAUUCUCUUAUAUCUAUCCAGAACAAGAGAAACCACACAACUGAAUGUACGAGUUACGAAUGCGUGUAAUAAGCUAAGCUUAUUUCAUUACCCGACUUCCAUGAAUUUGGGACUGUGUUACAGAGUUGUCUUUUACUCCUGCCCCGACACUGUAGUCUCUAUUUGUUUUUUAUUUCCCUCAUAAAAUCACCAUGCUCUGUAAUUAUUUAUAUAUAUUGAUACUGACAUGUCCUUGUAAUUCAUUAUGUUGAUUUCAUAUACAAACACAAAACUACUUCUAA
Molecule: messenger RNA, 1402 nt
Organism: Ricinus communis (castor bean)
Lineage: Eukaryota; Viridiplantae; Streptophyta; Magnoliopsida; Malpighiales; Euphorbiaceae
Product: histone acetyltransferase MCC1
Exons: 7
Coding region: 432-1190 (252 amino acids)
Biological process (GO): N-terminal peptidyl-methionine acetylation
Cellular component (GO): Golgi membrane
Molecular function (GO): protein-N-terminal amino-acid acetyltransferase activity; histone acetyltransferase activity
Source: RefSeq, a predicted model, not a curated record